Messenger RNA from Condylostylus longicornis, 1733 nucleotides. It is a transcript of the gene eEFSec, whose product is annotated as selenocysteine-specific elongation factor. Gene Ontology annotation, molecular function: GTPase activity; translation elongation factor activity; GTP binding. The coding region runs from base 156 to 1733 and encodes 525 amino acids. NCBI's taxonomy places the organism in Eukaryota, Metazoa, Arthropoda, Insecta, Diptera, Dolichopodidae. The record is from RefSeq and is a predicted model, not a curated record. The transcript has 3 exons. Gene Ontology annotation, biological process: selenocysteine incorporation.
UUGAAAAAAUGUAGAAUAUUUUGUUGUUUUUGUUUAACUGGCAUAAUUAUAUUUAAAUAAAUAUAAUAAAUACAAAGUUUUUAAUUGAUAAUUUGUUAUAUUAUUAACAAAAUUAUAUGAACAAAUGAGAUAACUCAAAACCGCUGUAAUAUAUAAUGGAUUUGGAUAAAACUAUAAAUUUCAACUUAGGAAUUCUCGGUCAUGUAGAUUCCGGGAAAACUACUUUAGCGAAACUUUUGAGUACACAAGCAUCUACGGCCGCUUUUGACAAGCAUCCAGAAUCUCAACAAAGAGGAAUAACAAUAGAUUUAGGAUUUAGUUCUAUGGUGAUGGAUAUUCCUGAACAGCUUAAAAGCUCUGCUUCAGAUAUCGGGAAAAUUCAAAUUACAUUUGUUGAUUGCCCUGGUCAUGCCAGCUUAAUUAGAACCAUAAUAGGAGGUGCUCAAAUUAUAGACAUGAUGCUUCUCGUUGUAGAUGCUCAGAAAGGUUUUCAAACUCAGACUUCUGAAUGUCUUGUGAUAGGGGAACUUACUUGCGAAAAACUGUUUGUUGUUAUUAAUAAAAUCGAUUGUUUUGAAGAAUCAAUACGUGAUAAAAGUAUAUAUAAGAUGAAAUUACGAAUUUCAAAAAUUUUAGAAAAAACAAAAUUCGGAAACAACGUACCUAUUUGUGGCAUAUCUGCUUUAAAAAAUUUAUAUAUAGAAGAUUUUUUGAAGAAAUUGCAGCAGCAUUUAUUUAUACCGAAAAGAAAUUUUAGUAAACCAUUUUUAUUUUACGUAGAUCAUUGUUUUGCUAUUAAAGGUCAAGGAACUGUAUGUACUGGUACUAUAAUUGAAGGAAAAGUUUCUGUUCAGCAAACUGUAGAGAUUCCUAAUUUUAAAGAACAAAAAAAAGUUAAAUCCAUUCAGAUGUUCAAGAAGCCAGUACAAACUGCACUUCAGGGAGAUCGUGUUGGUAUAUGUGUUACACAAUUUAAUCCAGAGCAAAUGGAAAGAGGAAUAUUAGCUGAACCAGGUUCUGUUCGCAAACUUUAUGCUGGUAUAAUAAAAUUUAAUAAAAUUAAAUAUUUUAAGUAUACUAUAAAAUCAAAGUCAAAAUUUCAUAUUACUAUUGGCCAUGAAACGGUUAUGGCCAAAGUUUUGCUAUUUAAACGAAAUAUCGAAACAAAAGAAUCUUACAAUUAUUUUCAAAUUGAUAAAGAAUAUGAAUAUGUAGAGGAAGCGGAAAUUGAUAAUUUUCCAAAUGAUAUUUUCAUUCUCUUAGAAUUUGAAAACCCAGUUUUAACUGUUUCAGAUACUUUAGUAAUUGGUUCAAAAUUAGAUUUAGAUUUGGAAACCAAUGUCUGUCGAAUAGCUUUUUGGGGAAGGUUGUUAUGGACUUCCAAUUCAGUUAAUUAUGUGGACAGUGAUUUGAAAAAUCUAAAGAUAUAUAAAUACAAAACAAAACAAGGAUCAAUUCAAAGAAUUGUGAAUGAAAAUGAAGCUAUUGUGCAUGGUUUAUUUAAGAAGGAAAGUAAAAGGGAUAUUUUCAUUGGUAAAAAAAUAAUUUUAAGUACAGGUGAAGAAGGAUUAAUUGAAAGUAGUUUUGGUAAAUCAUCAAAAGUAAAAGUUACAUUUAACAAUGGUCUAAAUUCUACAACUUUAGAGAAAUUGAAGAGUAAAAACAGUGAUGUUUUAGUUUUGUUAAACUUUAAAAAAUAUAUUUUUGAUAAAAAUAAAAGCAUAAUACAGUAA